GCGUGUGCGCGGGUGCGAGCGUGUUUGGGUCGGGGCGGCGGCGGCGGAAGUGGCGGCGGGGCCGGGACAGCUCGGCUGGGACACCUCGGCCGCGCCCCCGCCCCUCGCCCCCAGACGGGAGCCGCCUCCCCUCUCCCCCUCCUUCGCACACCCUGCCCGCAGCGCCCGCCAGCCCCCACGGACGUCGCUGCGCCGCCGCCCCGGCCCCCGCCCCGGCCAGGUUGUUACUGGCAGAAGAACCACUGAGGUCUGAAUCCUGGAACUUACUUUCAAAAGCUGUUGAAAUAAAGGACUUCUUUCUAAUUUGGACAUGGCUAAUCGAGGAGCAACAAGACCCAAUGGGCCAAAUGCUGGAAAUAAAAUUUGCCAGUUCAAACUAGUACUUUUAGGAGAGUCUGCAGUUGGCAAAUCAAGUUUGGUGCUUCGAUUUGUAAAAGGACAGUUUCAUGAGUUUCAAGAAAGUACAAUUGGAGCUGCUUUUCUAACCCAGACUGUAUGUCUGGAUGAUACAACGGUAAAAUUUGAAAUUUGGGAUACAGCUGGGCAAGAGCGGUACCACAGUUUAGCACCCAUGUACUACAGAGGAGCACAAGCAGCUAUAGUGGUGUACGACAUUACAAAUGAGGAGUCCUUUGCCAGAGCGAAAAAUUGGGUCAAAGAACUUCAGCGACAAGCAAGUCCUAACAUUGUAAUAGCUUUAGCAGGAAACAAAGCUGAUCUAGCUAACAAAAGAGCUGUGGAUUUCCAGGAAGCACAGGCUUAUGCAGAUGACAACAGCUUAUUGUUCAUGGAGACAUCUGCCAAAACAUCUAUGAACGUAAAUGAAAUAUUCAUGGCAAUUGCAAAAAAAUUGCCCAAGAAUGAACCACAGAACGCAGGAGCCAGCUCUGCCAGAGGAAGAGGAGUAGACCUUACUGAACCCACACAACCACCCAAGAGUCAAUGUUGUAGUAACUAAAAGAUCAAUUGCUUUAAACUGUUCUGAAUAUUCUUCUGCUUCCUAACUGUUAAUAACCAUGGAAUUGGAGUGCUUAACCUGGUCCAGUACAGCUUCCCAACAGCGAAGAGACUUAUGAUAAUAGUCAAGUUCAUGAUACAGAGUUUUCUUUUGAUGUAAAAUUUUAACAUGCAUGUAUCCACCACUGGCUAUAAUGUUUCAGCAGUAGAGGAGAGAUGGAAGGGACAUAAACUUCCUUCAGUUGAAAGGUUUUAAAAAUCAGUUGUUAUUAUUAGGGGUGUAGAAGAACUGCUCUCUGUGGACCUAAUUGGCCAGUUCCUGUAGCCUCAAUACUGAUCACUGUUAUAAUAAAUAGAAUUGGGUCUUUUCAUAAUUCUCAAUUGUGCUUUAAAGCCUUUUUAGAAACAGGGUCUAAAAAUUACUUAAACUUCUCUGAAGUAUUGAUGCAACCAGUUGUUUCUGCAGGUAUCCACUAUUUAGUUAUACAUUCCAUAGUUUAAUAAUUUAAUUACAAAUAAUACUUGCAUUAACAAUUUUAAGAAUCCUUUGCUUGCCAGACAGUGGAGUUUUAGUUGGUACACUGUAUGUAAAUGAUAUCAACCCAGUUAGUUAUCUUAAUGAAUUAGUGAUGAAUCAAGUUUAACUUAAUUUCUAAUCUUUUCAGAGGGUACAGACCAGUAAAUUCAGUUCUAUGACUUAGGAUAUGUUUGGUUUUUUUUCCUCUACAAACUGUAAGAGCUCUUCAAGUAAAACCACAACAAACUCGGUGUCUGUGACUUUUCUUGUUUCUGAUCAUUGCUGGCCAUUACAGUUUGUUUUUCCCCUAAGGAAAAAAAUAGUGCACUAACAAUUAUGUACAUCCAACUUGAUUUUAAAUUUGGAUAUUAAUGUACUGUAAAUAGGUACUCUGCAUUGUAGUCUACAUUUGUUUAAUACUUUCUGUAAUAUUUAAGAGUUGCUUAAAGGUAUACAGAAUGUACAGUUACUUAAAGCUAACUUUUUUCCUCUCUAAUCAAAGGAGGUUCUGAGUUCUUCCUUUAUGGCUAGAACAGUAAUAAAUGAUGCUCCUGUAUCUGUAACAUAAGUACUGCUGUCUGUCAGUAAUGAACUUUGCAACUUUGUUUUCCAAAGUACAUUUUAUUUUGAUCAGUCCAGUAUAUUGCACUAAUUCUUUUAGUUAUUUUCAUUAUAUGAAAUCUACAAAGUGUGUCAGAAGAGAUGAAUUAGUCUAUUUAAAUGUUGAACUGAUAGAAACUUACUUGUGCAGAUUUAAAAUUUGCAGUAAUCUGGGUUUAGCAAGGAAAAUGACAGUUCACCAGUGUUUAGUUUUAUAUUGAGGUGCUCAGGUUUGAAUAAAGUGGUUUAAAAAAA
Messenger RNA from Chiroxiphia lanceolata (lance-tailed manakin), 2329 nucleotides. It is a transcript of the gene RAB5A, whose product is annotated as RAB5A, member RAS oncogene family. The transcript has 6 exons. The coding region runs from base 311 to 958 and encodes 215 amino acids. NCBI's taxonomy places the organism in Eukaryota, Metazoa, Chordata, Aves, Passeriformes, Pipridae. Gene Ontology annotation, molecular function: GTP binding; GTPase activity. The record is from RefSeq and is a predicted model, not a curated record.